GGAUAUCGUAGUCAAGCGGGCACUUGCACUUGUUUACGCACCGGCACUUGAUAUCUGUUACUCAUGCACUUUAUGCAACGCACCAACAAAAGCCACACGUAUGAUGUUGUCGACAGUGCGCAGUAAUCAAUCAUCUCUUCAUAAUGAACGGUGCGGAUAAGGCGGCAUUGUUAACGGUUAUCGUUUUCCUGAUAAGGGUGCCACAACGGAAAAGCAAUCAGCGGAAAUACGCUGCUGUACCCUGCUGGCAGUCAUCGCAACCGUAAUUUGCGUUGAAUUAUGUGAAUCUGUAGUCGCGUGUCUAAUGUUCACCGAAAUACGGAGAUUCAUUGUAUGGAACAUUUCCGCAUCGGUAACGGCCGAUUUUGUAAUUAUUUGAAUUAAUUAUUCGUACUCGUAUCUGCGGUAGGGACAGGUACUUGAUCAAGACUUAAAAGGAAUACGGGGCUUUCCUGGAAAGCGACGGCAAUAUGGCCGCAUUCAGUCGGAAGUGUUUUACCAAAAAUCUGGAGGAGAAUGUCAAACUUAUUCUGCUGCUUAUUGCAAUCAUCUGUGGCUUCGCCCUGGGUAUCGGUCUGCGGGAGACGGGCCUGCAGAAUGACCCGCGCAACGUUAUGUACGUAUCCUUCAUCGGGAGCAUCUUCCUCAACAUGCUGAAAGUGGUCAUCCUCCCGCUGAUCAUCUCCUCGCUGAUCACCGGCCUAGCACAAAUGGACUCGCAGACCUCCGGCCACAUCGGCCUGCGCGCCGUCAUCUACUACCUGACCACCACCGUGCUGGCCGUCAUCCUCGGCAUCGUCCUGGUGGUGACUAUCCGCCCCGGGGAGUUCGCGGGGUCCCAGAUCGAGGACCCCGACAGCCUGAAAGCGCCCGGGGAGGCCGCCGAACCCAUCACUACACCGGAUACCUUCCUAGACUUGAUUCGGAAUAUGUUCCCGCCUAACAUCAUCCAGGCCACUAUACAGUCCUACCGCACCAAACUGGAGGCGCCCAUGAAUGUGACGAGCACCGCCAACGAAACGAUGAACUCCACGGCGGCAACGACGAUCAUGACGACCAUCACCACCACCCUGGCGGAUAUUAAUGCUACGAUUGCGUCAACGUCAGCACCGGCCAAAAUUGCGCCAGAUUACUACACCUAUAUUGUCAAAUACAAAUGGACCGAUGGAACUAACAUUCUGGGAGUCGUCGUCUUCACCAUUGUCUUUGGCAUUACGAUCAGUAAAGCCGGACCUAAAGCCAAGCCGCUGGCCGAUCUCUUCGAAGCCAUCAACGAGGUCACCAUGAGGAUUGUGGGCUUGAUCAUGUGGAUAGCGCCGCUGGGUGUGACCUUUCUCAUUGCCGGUCAGCUGCUGGAGGUUAAAGAUCUCACGGCCAUGAUCUCCCAGUUGGGAAUGUAUUUCGUCACCGUAGUGACGGGCCUGUUGAUCCACGGCAUUAUUCUGCUGCCGUUGAUCUUCUUUAUCAUAACGCGCCGCAAUCCGUACUCAUUCAUCGCCGGUGCCGGGAAGGCGCUGAUUACCGGUUUUGGUACCAGUUCUAGCUCGGCCACACUGCCGGUGACUAUACAGUGCUGCGAGGAGAAUAAUAAAGUCGACACCCGGGUCAGUCGGUUCGUGUUACCCAUUGGUGCUACGAUUAAUAUGGACGGCACGGCACUGUACGAAGCCGUGGCGGCGAUCUACGUGGCCCAGACACAAGGCCAGGAAAUCAGCUUCGCCCAGAUCGUCGCCGUCAGUAUCACGGCAACCGCCGCGGCCAUUGGUGCGGCCGGAGUCCCUCAGGCCGGCCUGGUUACCCUCGUCAUGGUGAUGGAAGCCGUCGGGCUGGACGCCAAAUUUGUUGGCGCCAUUAUGGCCGUCGACUGGUUGCUGGACCGCGUGCGAACGACGGUAAAUAUUUUGGGCGACGUGAUCGGCACCGGUAUCGUCAACCAUCUCUGCAAGAACUACCUGGCUAAUUUAGACCAGCAGGCGGCACUCACGAGCGAAAAGACCGAGAUCGCAGUGGUCGGCGGGGCGGGGGGUCUACACGAGUCGCCGACUGUGGAGACGGAAAUGAUGCAGUAUCAGGACAAACCCAACCUGCGGAAACGGAACAGCGGCCACAGCGAAUCUGAACAGCUUUGAGCUGGUCGUUAUGUAGUCCGCUUACAAAAGAAAAUUGUUUUAUGUACAAAAGAGACUACGUGUUUAUUCGUGAUCUCGGUCAUGUAAUUUCCCGGCGCGAUUAAUUGUUGUUGUUGUAAUUAGUCAACGGCUGUCAACGUGCCAAACAUUUGAUACCAUUCUUAAACAACAACGUGAGAUGAAAAAGAUUACCCUUUUGAAAAUGG
Molecule: messenger RNA, 2335 nt
Organism: Paramacrobiotus metropolitanus
Lineage: Eukaryota; Metazoa; Tardigrada; Eutardigrada; Parachela; Macrobiotidae
Product: excitatory amino acid transporter-like
Exons: 11
Coding region: 471-2129 (552 amino acids)
Biological process (GO): L-glutamate transmembrane transport
Cellular component (GO): plasma membrane
Molecular function (GO): glutamate:sodium symporter activity; L-glutamate transmembrane transporter activity; neutral L-amino acid transmembrane transporter activity
Source: RefSeq, a predicted model, not a curated record